Phragmites australis (common reed) is the source of this 769-nucleotide messenger RNA. RefSeq lists its product as uncharacterized. Lineage: Eukaryota; Viridiplantae; Streptophyta; Magnoliopsida; Poales; Poaceae. The transcript has a single exon. The record is from RefSeq and is a predicted model, not a curated record. Bases 1 to 534 code for a protein of 177 amino acids.
AUGUCGAGCUCGCCGGACAUGAUCCAGAGGAGGGAAGGGAAGGCGCCUGCGGAGACUGUGCCUGUGGCUUUGUCCCAGGCUGCUCCGGCGGGUUCGCCGGAGCCCACUGCGGCAGGCAAGACGAACACGAAGACGAAGACGACGACGAAGAAGAAGAAGGUGAGGAUGACGCAGGAGCAGAUCGACAGCUACAUCCGUUACCAGACGGACUACUUCCCCGAGGACCUCUUCCCCAAGUACAGCGAGGAGAGGCUGGCCCUGGCGAACCUGGCUGACCACAGCCACCUCCCCGUGCCCAUGGACCAGAUUCACGACUACAUCAACAAUAUUUUCAGGGACAUCAACAGAAUGGAGGCGCGAUUUAUGCAGGAGAGGGACCGGAUCCUAAACGACUACUACACCAAAGGGUACGCCGAACAGGAGAUCACCGACGACGAGGAGGAAGGAGGAGGCGUGGCCCCUGCUCCGCCUGGACGGAGGAGGUUCCGGCCGGGAGUCGCGAAGCAGGCUGGGAAAAUCAAGAAGCUCAAUUAGCUAGCGAGCUUCAGGACGAACAAUUCAGAAUAUGCGACCCAACAGAGUGAUCAUUCCGGAUUUGUGUCACAAGCGAAUCCUGAAUUAUCUAUCACUCCGUUGAGUAGCAUACCCUGAGUUUUCCCAUCAUCUGCAACCAUGUUUCUUUAAUUUGUGUAAUAAUGCCAUUAUCUGGCUUCUGCACUAUCUGCAGUAGUCGUCAUCCAAGCCACUAUCUCGAUUCAAUGUUAGUUCA